UUUUUUUUUGUAUUUCCCGCGUCAGACGAUGUUUUGAGAAAUUUUGAUUAAAAUUUGUAUUUUAUCGCAUUUAUUUGAGUUGUGUUUUACUGUUUUUUAACUAAUGUUUACCGUAAGCUAAGUUUUAUAUCAAAGAGAAUAUGGUUAGUGUUUGCUGGGCAAACAUAGGGAGACACAAACGAUAUUUUGUUUUGAAUGACUUUGGUCGAAAUCUACAUUUCAGAAGAUCGUUUUAUUUGUCGAAUUUUAAAUUUUCUAAUAUUAUCAGUAUUUACAAUGAGUUGGUCGAGAAAGCGGUUUUACACGAAGAUAAACAUCAACUGAAUGUCGUUAAAAGACUUCAGAAACUAAAUGAAGACAUUGUCAAGUAUAAACCAACAAAACUUGGAUUAUUUGGAAAGUUAAUGGGGAGUUUGAACAAUGGACUUAAGACCCCGAAAGGAGUUUAUUUAUAUGGUAGCGUAGGCUGUGGUAAGACAAUGUUGAUGGAUAUGUUUUACGAGAAUGUUGAUAUAAAGAAUAAGCAAAGAAUCCACUUUAAUGCUUUCAUGAUGGAUGUACACAGCCGUAUUCAUCAUUUCAAGAGCAAGUUACCAUCGAGAAGUAAAUCUAAAACAUCUGCCGAUCCUAUUCCACCUUUAGCUAAAGAGAUCAGUGAGGAGUCAUUGUUGCUAUGUUUUGAUGAGUUUCAGGUGACUGAUAUAGCUGAUGCGAUGAUUCUUCGCCGGCUAUUUACUUCUCUAUUUGAAUAUGGUGUUGUUGUCAUAGCAACAUCAAACAGAUCACCUGAUGAUUUAUACAAAAAUGGAUUACAAAGAAGUAAUUUUGUUCCAUUCAUACCAAUAUUGAAGAGCAAAUGUGAAGUGAUUUGUCUUGACUCCGAUGUGGAUUAUCGUCGACUAGAUAUUAAAUUUGAGGAAAAUGUUUACUUUAGUUCCCUGGAUUCAAAAAGUGAUGAUACUUUAGAUGAGAUAUUCAACAGAAUAGCUCAGCAACAACACGAUGGAUACGAGAAAGAACCACGUGAUCUUCAUGUUUUUGGCCGUGUUUUGCACGUGCCUGCCUCAUGCGGGAGACUGGCAGAUUUUACUUUCAACCAACUUUGUGAGCAGCCUCUAGCUGCCAGCGAUUACAUCACGUUAUCUAAAGAGUUUGACGUCAUCAUUAUACGUCACAUACCCGUGAUGAAUUUACUAAGAAGGACUGAGGCGAGACGGUUCAUCACCAUGAUCGACAAUUUUUACGACAACGAAGUCAGAAUCAUCUGUUCCGCCGAAGCUUCACCGGAGAAUUUAUUUCAAACAUCACCAUUAUCAAGGGAUCACGAUGAUAACCGACGAGCAUUAAUGGAUGAUUUAGGGAUCAAUGAGGUUGAGAGCUCAAGUUUAAGUUUGUUUACCGCUGAAGAAGAACUGUUUGCUUUUGAAAGAACUAUUUCAAGACUUUGUGAAAUGCAAACGAGGCAAUAUUGGGAAAGUGCUUCUGAAAGGAGUGAGCAUUGAACGGAAGUACAUGGUGCUCAGUAUUAUCUUUGUACAGAGGGAUCAUCCAGGUACAUUUUUAACAUCCCUAGAUCAUUAUCCAAGGUAUACUUGUGAGAUUCAUGGAUCAUUCAGGUAUACUUGUGUAAUUCAUGGAUCAUGCAGGUAUACUUGUGAGAUUCAUGGAUCAUUCAGGUAUACUUGUGUAAUUCAUGGAUCAUCCAGGUAUACUUGUGAGAUUCAUGGAUCAUCCAGGUAUACUUGUGAGAUUCAUGGAUCAUACAGGUAUACUUGUGAGAUUCAUGGAUCUUGUGCAGGUCAGAUGACAGAGAUUUAACAUCGCGUUUGGAUGGCGUUUUCACUCUGUAGUAAAAGCCUUUACAGUUUACUCAAGAAGUUCAUAUAAAACAGAAAGCUUGCAAAUGAUUAUAAAUUACUACAAUGGCACUUGGACAUGUUAGAAAUUCAGGCAAGUUAACUUCUCCCCCCUCCAGAAAAAAUAAAUAAUAAAAAAACAAUGAAGCUUACGUAUAACUAUGUGUACAAAAGUUGUGAAUGACAAAAAAUAGACAAGGACUUGGACAACAAACAUCGAUUGUAUUUAAAAUACCAUUAAAUAAUUACAAAUUUUUAUACUUUAA
Xenia sp. Carnegie-2017 is the source of this 2122-nucleotide messenger RNA. RefSeq names its product AFG1-like ATPase. Lineage: Eukaryota; Metazoa; Cnidaria; Anthozoa; Malacalcyonacea; Xeniidae. The record is from RefSeq and is a predicted model, not a curated record. The transcript has 12 exons. Bases 141 to 1502 code for a protein of 453 amino acids. Gene Ontology annotation, molecular function: ATP hydrolysis activity; ATP binding. Gene Ontology annotation, cellular component: cytoplasm; mitochondrion.